Mollisia scopiformis is the source of this 861-nucleotide messenger RNA. RefSeq names its product NAD(P)-binding protein. The record is from RefSeq and is a predicted model, not a curated record. Gene Ontology annotation, cellular component: cytosol. The transcript is spliced from 4 exons. The coding region runs from base 1 to 861 and encodes 286 amino acids. Gene Ontology annotation, molecular function: oxidoreductase activity. Lineage: Eukaryota; Fungi; Ascomycota; Leotiomycetes; Helotiales; Mollisiaceae.
AUGGCAACGUUUGUUCCAACUCUACACUUGCAGACCUACCCGGCACUCUCGCCAACUCGCCCCGAGCUAUCUGCAAAGGGCAAAUCUGUGCUUGUCACUGGAGGCGGAUAUGGCAUAGGUCGAGCAGUUCCCGAUGCAUUUGGAGCCGCUGGAGCUGCUCGUGUAGCCAUCAGUGGACGCACUGAGUCUAAACUCAAGGCUGCUGUCGCCGAGCUCAAACAAGCAUUCCCGAAAACCGAAUUCUCGUAUUUCGUUGCCGACAUUAGGGAUACGAAUGCCGUGAAAGCCAUGUUCAAGUCAUUCGGGGCUCCUGAUGUCUUGGUCAACAAUGCUGGAUUCCUUGUCGUACCAGAAAUUUUCAAGACGGUAGAUCUCAAGGAGUGGUGGGAAGGGUUCGAGGUGAAUAUUCUCGGCACAGCCAUCGUCACCCAAGAGUUCCUCCGCGCCAAACCCGAAGGCAAAGAAGCGGUUGUGAUCAACGUCAAUACCAUCGCGGCUCAUCUGGGUACGAACUAUCCGAAGCUUUCAGCUUAUAGUUCGAGUAAAGCUGCUUUGGCGCGAUUGUCCGAGUCACUUCAAGCAGAGACUCCCGAAGUCCGCUUCGUCUCGAUCCAUCCAGGAGCAAUCGAUACGGAUAUGUACGUAAAGUCUGAGAUGGGACCUUUCGACAUGACCGAGGUAGACUUGGCUGCCAAUUUCAUGUUGUGGUUGGCCUCACCUGAAGCAGACUUUUUGAAGGGGAGAUUCGCGUGGGUGCAUUGGGACAUUGAUGAGUUGAAGGCGAAGAAAGAGGAGAUUCUGAGCGGAGAUCUGUUGAAAUAUACUCUAGGUGGAUUCGAUCCUCUAGGCGGAUUCAAUUGA